Messenger RNA from Megalops cyprinoides (Indo-Pacific tarpon), 3625 nucleotides. RefSeq names its product alpha-1,6-mannosylglycoprotein 6-beta-N-acetylglucosaminyltransferase B (gene mgat5b). The record is from RefSeq and is a predicted model, not a curated record. The transcript has 18 exons. The coding region runs from base 338 to 2713 and encodes 791 amino acids. Gene Ontology annotation, biological process: protein N-linked glycosylation. Gene Ontology annotation, cellular component: Golgi apparatus. NCBI's taxonomy places the organism in Eukaryota, Metazoa, Chordata, Actinopteri, Elopiformes, Megalopidae. Gene Ontology annotation, molecular function: alpha-1,6-mannosylglycoprotein 6-beta-N-acetylglucosaminyltransferase activity.
GUUCCCCGUAGACUUGAUAUUCAAAGCGGGAAGAAACAGGGAAAGAGUCGGAUGGACGUCUCCGAUCUCGAAUGAAUGUCAAGCCUUACUAACCUCAUGAAGUGACUAGUCAGUAAAACUAAGCGACAGAUGAGGAUUGGUGGCGAAAUACAACUUAUGGAUGUGAUUUCCUCCGCGAUUUUUACGCGGAGUCUGGUUAUUUCGAAUGCGCUGACAACUGUUAAAAAACGUUAAAACAACCAGGAGAGCGAUAUGCUGCCUUUUAGCACCCCGGCGCGCACGAGGAUCUAACAUUCACGAUGUCGGGGGUCGACGGUUUGGUCGCCUGUUCUGGAAAAUGAUUGCUCUGAACACAGACGGUAAAAUAAUGGUGAGAAGAUGCCUUGUGACGUUCAAACCGUUCAGGAUUUUCGUGGUGGGGAUCGGUUUCUUCAGCCUGUGCUUUCUAAUGACGUCCCUGGGGGGCCAGUUCUCAGCCAAGCGACUGGGGGACUCUCCCUUCACCAUCAGAACAGAAGUGCUGGGGGGCCUGGAAUCCCGCGGGGUCCUGCGCAAGAUCAGCGACAUGCUGGAAGUCAUUCUGAAGAGGAUUGACACCCUGUCCAAGCUGGGCAACGCCAGCGACUCCCGCAGGCUGGAGGAGCUCAGCUCGGCCAUCAGCAGGUUCCAGCCGGCGGGGCUGGUGGAGCGGAUCCAGGCCAUCGCCCAGAACGUUUCCAACAUGGCGGUGCGUGUGGAGCAGAUCCUGCAGCACAGUAUGGCAGCCGGCAGAGCAGUCAGAGAUGGAUCAUCAGGCCAGUGUGAGGUCCCCAAGGAUCCCCGUUACCCAGACUGCCCCAGCAAAGUGGAUUGGAUGCGAGCACGCUGGACCUCUGACCCCUGUUAUGCUUUCUAUGGCGUGGACGGCUCGGAUUGCUCCUUCCUUAUCUACCUGAGCGAGGUGGAGUGGUUCUGCCCUCCUCAGACCUGGAGGAACCACACCAAGCCCCCUACCCCCAAGACCACGGGCAAGAGACAGGCGGCCUUCCGCACGGACAUCAGCUCCCUGCUGGAGCAGGUGGGCACGGGCAAGGAGUCCCUGAGCUUCAUGAAGAGGCGCAUCCGCAGGCUGGCCUCGCAGUGGGGGACGGCUGCCCAUCGGCUCGACCACAAGCUGCGCAGGCGCUGGCGGGAUCAGAAGAAGAUCUUAGUCCAUGUGGGCUUCCUGACGGAGGAGUCGGGGGACGUGUUCAGCCCCAAGGUUCUGAAGGGUGGGCCGCUGGGAGAGAUGGUGCAGUGGGCAGACAUUUUGACCGCCCUCUACGUCUUGGGACAUAACCUCAAGAUCUCCAUCUCCGUCAAGGAACUACAAGGGUUUCUCGGUGUGCCCCCAGGGAGAGGCAGCUGCCCGCUGACAGGACCGCUGCCCUUCGACCUCAUCUACACAGACUACCAUGGAUUGCAACAGAUGAAGCAGCACAUGGGCCUCUCCCUAAAGAAGCACAAGUGUCACAUCCGCGUCAUUGACACGUUUGGCACGGAGCCUGCCUACAACCAUGAGGAGUACGCCACACUGCACGGUUACAGGACCAACUGGGGGUACUGGAACCUCAACUCCCGGCAGUACAUGACCAUGUUCCCUCACACACCAGACAACUCCUUCAUGGGCUUUGUUUCGGAGGAACUGAACGAGACAGAGAAGCUGAACAUCCAGAGGAACAAGGUCAACAACAUGGCUGUUGUGUACGGCAAAGAGGCCAGCAUGUGGAAGCUUCAGGGUAAAGAGAGGUUCCUGCAGAUCUUGCACAGAUAUAUGGAGGUCCAUGGCACGGUUUACUACGAGACACAGCGCCCUCCCGAGGUGCCUGCCUUCGUCAAGAACCAUGGCCUGCUGCCCCAACAGGAACUUCAGCAACUUCUUCGUAAGGCAAAGCUCUUCAUUGGAUUUGGUUUCCCCUAUGAAGGCCCCGCCCCUUUGGAAGCUAUAGCCAAUGGGUGUAUCUUCCUGCAGCCAAAGUUCCACCCACCCCACAGCUCACUCAAUCACGAGUUCUUCAGAGGAAAGCCUACAUCCAGGGAGGUGUCCUCCCAACAUCCCUAUGCAGAGCAGUACAUCGGUAGGCCCCACGUCAUGACCGUGGACUUCAACAACUCCCAGGAGUUUGACGCUGCAGUUCGAGAGAUCAUGAGGACCAAGGUAGAGCCCUACUUGCCCUAUGAGUAUACCUGUGAGGGGAUGCUGGAGAGGGUUCAUGCCUACAUUCAGCACCAGGACUUCUGUGCCCCCGAUCCUUCGUUCCCCCCAGCGAAUGCCUCCAAGAUAUGGCCCUCAGGUCACUUCGUCAUCCUGCCCAACUCCACCAAUCUGGGCUGGGCCCCCAACGUCACCGCCCCGCCCUCCUGGCCACCGCUCAGCGCCCUGCAGCUGCUGGUGUCGGAGGAGGGCCAGUCGUGCGUGGAGGCGUGCCAGCGCGGUGGUCUGGUCUGUGAGCCCGCCUUCUUCCGCUUCAUCAACAACAAGGAGGCCCUCAGCCGGUUGGAGGUGCAGUGCGAAGGCAUCGAGGCGGAGAUGAACCACGUGUUCCCGGCCUUCUCAGUGGUGCGGAGGGAGUGCGGCCUGCAGAAGGAGCCGCUUCUCUUCAGCUGCGCCGGGUUCAACACCAAGUAUCGGCGCCUCUGCCCCUGCCGGGACUUCAGAAAGGGCCAGGUGGCACUGUGCAGGGACUGCUUAUGAUGAGACCACCACCCUCCUAUGCCCCCAGCCCAGUCACUCCCUCCCAGUUUGAGUGUCAUCGAACCACCACAUGUAGAGUUUAGGCCCAGCAAGCAGGGAGGGACACUGAGGUGGGUAGCCAGACGUUACCACGCCACCAGGUGGCAGGCAGGAGCGAGGAGCACCACGAGAGCCCGAUCCGAGGAAUAGUUCAUCUGAAGUCUGCCUGUUAUUCCACUUCUGUCAGCGUUCAGGUGUCUGGACAGAAUAUGAAAGAACCAAACGUGCAGUGGCUGAAAAUACAAACCAGGUCGCCUCGCUGAUGGCUUUGAUGAUGGCUUCACUUCGACAGACUCUCUGCAGAGAGCCCCCUGUGAAAUACUUGGCCGCAUGUCUUUGGGUUUUGGAGAGGUUCUGCUGGGCAGACUCUUGUCCCCAAAUGUUCCCGGAUCAGAGGACCGCGCAGGAGACCAGAUCAACAUGAUAAGAUGAAAAAGGGUCCAGAGGACUUGGCGGACUAGUAGUAAACGUCAAGCUCCCGAAAAGUCACUCUCCAGUCACUGGUCAUUCAAGUGUGAUUUUUUUUUUUUUCAAAACCUCUCUCCUCGGCAGCAAUUGUCUGAAGCCUUCAAAAUCCCAGAGGGGUGUGGCUGCCCAGCAGGGUGAAUGACUGUGACACAAACAUUUCAAGAUAAGGGACUUCUUAGUGAUAGCCAGUUUUAAUUUAUUUUAGUAACGUUCUGGUGAAACAUGUUGGGUCCACUGAUGAAGCAAGUGCUGGAAAUAUGACCAAUGCAUGAAACUGACUGUGGUUCAAUACAGUUCCUCAGAUGUAGCUGGUGGUGUGCUUGAGUUUGGACAGUAGACCCUGAAAUGCCUCAUCCUGCCCCUGUCCCCUCCACUCAAAUGGUUCCUGAACUGGGUGAUAUCCGA